UUUCCUCCAUGGCCAAGCCCAGAAGGGUCUGCAGCCUUCUGCUGAGGAUCCUGGCCUUGGGAGCCACCGUCUCCGCCACCAUUCUCAUGGUCACCAGCCACCAGACGGUUAACUAUUUAACCAUUCCCUUCGAAGCCAAAUAUAGCAACUCACCCGCCUUCAUGUAUUUCGUGAUUGCAAAUGCUAUAGUAAGCGUGUAUGGACUGCUGGUGCUAUUCCUUCCUUCAGAGAGUCAGCUAUGGCGAUUAGUGGUUGCCCUAGACGUGGUUUUUGGCAUGUUGUUAGCUUCCAGUGUAUCGGCUGCCUUGGCAGUUGCGUACGUGGGGAAGAAAGGGAAUUCUCAUGCAGGUUGGCAACCCAUCUGCGACCAGGUUCACAAGUACUGCGACCAUGUGACGGCGGCCCUGGCGACUGGCUUCAUCGGACUCAUACUCUAUGUCUUGCUUCUCCUCUACUCCGUGCACGCUGUGCUUAAUCCUCUUCUUGUGGACUAGUCCAAGGCCUAGGUCUACGCCACAACUCCCAAGCGACGGAUGGAAUAUUUAUUAAUGUAUUAUAUUUUUGUUAGGAGUAGUAGGUAGGCAACAAUUUGAAGCUGCUCGAUCAUAUUUUGUGCAGAUAUGAAUCAAUUGUAUGAUCAGUGCAAAAUUCUUGAUCUGCUUGGCAUAACUUUCGUCAGAACUUAAUUGCAGCUCCAGACUUUGCUGGAAUAUAUA
Molecule: messenger RNA, 716 nt
Organism: Malania oleifera
Lineage: Eukaryota; Viridiplantae; Streptophyta; Magnoliopsida; Santalales; Ximeniaceae
Product: CASP-like protein 1C1
Exons: 3
Coding region: 9-494 (161 amino acids)
Source: RefSeq, a predicted model, not a curated record